Molecule: messenger RNA, 1940 nt
Organism: Botrytis cinerea B05.10
Lineage: Eukaryota; Fungi; Ascomycota; Leotiomycetes; Helotiales; Sclerotiniaceae
Gene: Bcypd1
Product: Bcypd1
Exons: 4
Coding region: 748-1320 (190 amino acids)
Biological process (GO): phosphorelay signal transduction system; phosphorylation
Cellular component (GO): nucleus; cytoplasm
Molecular function (GO): histidine phosphotransfer kinase activity; protein histidine kinase binding
Source: RefSeq, a predicted model, not a curated record
GAUAGACCGAUAGACAGAUGAUUACUUCCAGUCUGCCUGUCACAGGUAGGAACUGGUUCAUCUUUUUUUCUCCCUUGUUUGACGGGUCUGGUUUGGUCUGGUCUGGUCUGGUCUGGUCAGAUCUAAUCACACAUUCAAUGUCGGGGCACCAAUAUGUUUUGUGCGCCAAUACAAGCAGAUGGGAUGGUGAUUCAGACUUCGAAAGAUACAACUCUAUAUAAGCAUAUUCGCCCAAUCUCUCUCAUCACGAGCUGGGUGCCCAGUCCGCAGGGAUUCCAAGCAUUUACAACAAUAAACACAACAUUGGGCUUUGUUGUGGGGAUUAGAAUUUCCGAGGGACCAUUUUCCCACAUCCAUCAGCAUUAUUCACCUCGCUACUAACAUUCACCCAUCCACUCACAUUCGAGAAACACCUUUUUAUACAUACGAAGUCCUCUUCUCACCCCAUCCACAUUCAUGUCUUUGAAGUGAAAAGGAAUUGCCAAUGACCAAUUAAAGCGGCCUGUCUACCUACAGACCUUGAAUUCUUCCACAUCCCCACUUCGAGCAAGAUUUAGACGAAGGGAAGAUAUUCUACCCGUCUUCUAUUCCCUUCAACCCUGCCUUGACCUUCCACCCCACCAUCGCGAUCUGAAGCAAGUAAACCCACUCACUGAACAACUUUACAACAAAAAAAUUGCUACACACCAUUUCUUGAUCUGUUGAGCGACAACUUUUGUCGUUCGCACAAUAAGACUAAUACUCACCAUGUCCUCCUCUACUUCGACUCCUACUCCGGUACCAGCGCCAAAGACAGUACCAGUCACACCUAAACCCGAACCCAUCAAAGAAAAAUCGCCAGUUCCUGUUGUUCCACCACCCAAAGAAGAAGUCGAGGAACAAGAUGAUGAAAGGAGUGAUGAUGGGUCCGUUGGUCUACCAGAUCUCGGAGAGAAUAUCGAUUCGGCCACAUUCGAACAAAUUCUAGAGAUGGACGAUGACGAAGAUGAGCGGGAGUUCAGUCGUUCUAUCGUUUUUGGAUUCUUUGAGCAGGCCGAGCAGACCUUUGUCAAAAUGGAUGAUGCACUUGAGGAGAAAGAUCUAGCAACGCUUUCUUCGCUCGGGCAUUUCUUGAAGGGCUCGUCGGCAACAUUGGGAUUGACAAAGGUCAAGGACAGUUGUGAAAAGAUUCAACACUAUGGACAGCAGAAAGAUGAAGCUGGCACAACAGAUGAACCCGACAAGGAGAAAUGUUUGGCGAGAAUCAAGGAAACGUUGGUUUCGGUGAAGGAGGAGUACGAAGAGGUUGAGAAGGUCCUGAAGAAGUUUUAUGCCACUUGAAGGACGGCCGUACACACACAUACCCCCUCAAAAAACCCCCGAUGAUGGAAGAUCGUUCUCGUGCUUGAGGAUAUCUGAUGUGGCAGAAGCAACCAAAAGUAUUGCCUAUCGGGGCUCUUGUGACGACAUUGAAGUUCACGCACGAGCAGUAUACUUCUCUUACAAAACAAAGCUCCCCAUAGCUCAGGCGUCUCGGAUUGCAUUCACAUACUUUAUGUUGUCUGGAAAUGGCAUACAUGGUUUUCUUAUGGUGGUUUCCUCGUUUUCUUUUUAUUGGUUCACAUGAGGGAAAUGUUUUUAUUUGUUUAUGUUAGCUUCUCCUUUCCCCCUUAAGAUUAUCUAUGGAUGACGGAGGUCGAGGAGGAAUUUAGUUAGAUGAGGUGACGAGGUGAUGGUUUACCAGAUUUAAUCUCAUGGUUACUCAGCACAUGAAGUCACGACAGAUGCAUCAAAUCAGAAGGUUCAAUUCUUCCGAGACCCUGUCAAUUAUUUUACGAUGGUGUACAUUGCAUAUCAAAAGUGAUUUGGAGAUGCGGAUAUAAGAUAAGAUGUAGAAAGAGAGAGGUCACCCGUUUCUUCAGUCAGAUACCUUUUUCAAAGACAAUACUACGUGGUAUUUA